Molecule: messenger RNA, 3819 nt
Organism: Symbiodinium sp. CCMP2592
Lineage: Eukaryota; Dinophyceae; Suessiales; Symbiodiniaceae
Source: the annotation of a GenBank genome assembly
AUGGCCGGUGCUCCAGAGAGUGUGCAUCAGCCGGCAGCGGGAGCCUCACAGGUGGAUGAUCUCCUAGAGGGAGUUCAUCGGCCGAGCAAUGCAUGCGCCGGCGGCUCUCCUCCGAGUGGUGUGGAGUGUCGUCUGCAGUCAGGUGUUGAUCGAGAGGAUCAUCACCUGCACAACGUUGGCUCUCACAGUGCCAUCUCCAGGCCAUCACCAGGUGUGGUGGAGGCCGCACGCAGCAGGUCCCCGAGGCCCCGUGAUGGGGCACAGUCGCAGAGAGGUUCUUCACUUGACGAGGGUCAUGUGAGUGCCACCGAUGUUCUGCGGGUUUUCGAUGGUCUUCCUUCGGAUGCCUUGAAGAGGGGUGCCGAUGCACCUCUCCCAACUUCGAAAUCUUAUGCCACGGGAGCGUAUGUUCUUGGUGGUAAUGUAGGCCUGAAGGCCAAUGCCUCAGCCAACCCGGAGGCGCUCAAAGUCUUUGCAAGGUUUGUGAGACAGCGUGCACCGGGGUUUAAGUUUUCUUCGAUAAAUAUAUUUGAGGAUGUUCGCACUGAGCGCCAUCGAGAUCAGUGGAAUGCCAACUUGCAUAACUUGGCGAUUGCACUGACUGACUUCUCAGGUGGAGCUAUCUUUGUGGAGCAUGAAAACGGUCGAGAUGUAUCCGACCUUAAUGGUGCACGAGGCUCUCGCUUGCAGGUUGCUAAGGGCCCUGUCCGAUUCAAUGCCAGACACAAUUGGCACUACACCGAGGCGUGGCAGGGCCGUAGAGUCUUGCUGGUUGCAUUCACCAUCCGUCAUGUCGAAUCGCUGCGCAAGGAACAUCUUGACUUUCUCCGCGAGUGUCAUGUUGAUGUUCCGGGAUGCGCGCCCGAGGGCGCGCGGUUGGCGCCUGCUGAAGCGUGUGCUCGUCAGCUGCCAUCCUUGACCUCCCCCGCAGCUCAGGAGUCGCUUAGGCCCUUGCCCGCUUCGGUUGUCCCCGCCGUUGACCCUAAGGAACCUGUGAGCGACCCUGCUAGUCCCUUAAAGCCCGGUUCUGCUCUCUAUGUCGAGAUAAAGUGUGGGUCCGGAUUGCUGCCGGCUCGGGUGCGGCGGGACGGAUUUCAAAUCAUAGCGCUUGAACAUUCUCGCCCCGCUGGGCGAGUGCACACUCACCUUGUCCCUGUGGACAUUGAAACUGAGUCGGGUUUCUCCUUUGUGCAGACUGUCAUCAGCCACGAUGCCCCUUUUCACGUGCAUUUCUUUCCUGCGACCAAGGAUUGUUUUAAGGCUACUUUUAGCGCCGGGCAAACCAUUCGCAUCGCCAAACUCUUGCUUGCAUCUGAUUCGCAUUGGAGUGUCUUGCAUCCCCUGGCGUCAGCCCUGUGGAAACAGCUCGACUUUCCCGACAACCUCCAUUGCGUAGACUUCUGUGCAGGUUGCUACGGGGCUCCCAGUCCGGUCAAAAUGCGUCUGUGCACAACCCAGGCCGCGCUGGCUGGCAUGCCGGUGCCAGCAUGUCGUUGUCGCCCCGGGCCCCACGCUGCGGGCUCGCUUGCACCAGAUGCCUUGUACACAACCAAGUUCUGUGAUGUGUUUGCUGGCCUCCUGCAGCUGGCGGUUGGCCAGUCUGGCCUCUUACUUGAGCACGCUCUUCCUCUGCAGAGUUCGCGGCAUUCUGCCGUAGCAGCCGCUGGGCGGCAGCCUCGAUUGUCAAAAUUCCAGCCGCAGAUCGCCGAGUUUAAGUGCCAGGCCACGGUCCGUGUGCCUUCAGCAGUUACCUUUGGCAUUUACCGCACGGAACAAGAGUUUGUGGCCCAGGCAUUGCAUAUCGAUCAUCCCUUCGACUUGUGCGUGGCAGUCCCAGACUUCAUGUUGAGAGCGUUGGCUUUUACCUUGAAAGAGGGCCCGGUUGGUGUGAUGAAGCACCGUCUGAAUUUGCUCCAGCAGUGGACUUCUUGGAAACGCGAUUUGGCCGGUGCCGAAGCAAACCUGCAUGCUGCCAUGGAUCCUGGUGUAGCUUCUGUUAUGAAGGGCAAGAACAUUUUGCUUUUGGAAAAAAUUGCAUCGUCUUUCGGUUGGCCUGACACUGAAGUCUUCGAACACCUUAAGCAUGGGUUUCCCUUAGUGGGGGAGUCGAGUCCUUCUGGCAUCUUCGAUGUGGAUAGAAAACCGGCUCUGAUGACAAGGGCAGAGCUUGUGCAGCAUGCUAAAUUCCUUAGGCCUGCGCUGUGGGCGAAGGUGGCGAACGCGGAGGUGGAUGAUUUAGCUCGGGAAGUGUGGGAUUCCACACAGCAAGAGAUGCUAGUCAAGGAGUGGCUAACCGGACCUUACUCGUGGGACGAGCUGCAGGCCCGUCAUCCAGAAGGCUGGCUUCCAGUGCGGAGGUUCGGCAUUGUGCAAAAAGCCAAGACGCGGUCGAUAGACGAUUUGGCCGAGAACUCUGUAAACUGCGCCUAUGCUGUUUCCGAUCGGAUUUCUUUGAGGGCCCUUGAUGAAUUGGUCUGGCUUGCGAUCACCCUCUUUAAGAUCUUCAUUGCAAAAGGCGAGGUGAGCAUCCCUUUGUCGGACGGCGACCAUCUUCGCUUUCCGGUGCAUUCUUUCUGGAGGGCCCUGAAACCCGAUGCGCUUCAGCCAAGCUUGAAAACAGUGGACUUGAAGAGUGCUUAUAAACAGUUGGCGGUUUCUCCACGAGACCGCUGUCUGAGCAUAGUGGCCAUCAAGGACCCGGUCUCGAGGCUUGCGUUUGGCUUCGAGAGCCGAACCCUUCUGUUUGGGGCCACCUCGUCGGUGGUUUCAUUCAAUCGCGUUGCAAGAUUGCUCCAGAGGGUUCUGGUUGCCUUGCAGGUGCUCGCCUGCAACUACUUCGACGAUUACCCGGUUUUAGAGGUCUUGCCGCUUUGUAACAACACGCAGUCGACUGUCAGAGCCGCGUUGGACCUGCUGGGUUUCGCCUGGGCGGAAGACAAGGAUCUUCCCUUCAGCCAUGAGGCUGAGCUACUAGGCGUUCGGGUUGACCUUGGCAGCUUUGGGGUAGUUAAGAUUGGGAAUAAGCCCGAACGUGCUACUGCCAUCGCUGAGGCGGUGGACUCCGUCUUGAGUGCGGGCCAUCUUGAUCCGAAGACCCUGCCGUCUUUGUUCGGUCGCCUCCAGUUUGCCGAGGGUCAGCUGCACGGGCGAUUGGGCAGAUUGGCACUGGCCGACCUUAGGGCGUGCACGAUGAGUUCUCAGGCCAAAACCCUUGAUGCCACGGCUGUGCAGGCCCUUUGUAAUCUUAGGUCCCGGGUUCUUGGGGGUACCCCUAGGAUAGUCCCGGCUUGUGUAGGGUCUCGUCGUUCUGUGAUUUUCACAGAUGGAGCGUACGAGCCGACAAAUGAAACUCACCCCGCCACUGUCGGAGGAGUCUUGUACCAUUUCGACAAUGGCGCGUGGUGCACUUUCUUCUUUGCAUGUGCUAUCCCUUUGAGCGUUGUACAGAGCUGGGAGGCUCUCGGGAAAAGGCAUUUGAUAGGCCCAGUUGAGAUGUAUGCAGUGGUAUGUGCGAGAGAAGCGUGGGCAAAGCACUUGGACAUGCAAAGGGUGACCAUGUAUGUGGAUCACUCCGGAGUGUUGGCCUCUUUGGUGAAAGGCUCUUCGAAAGACCCUUUGUGGAGGCAACUCUUGUUGAUCUUUGAGAGCUGCGACGCUGAGGCGAUGCUCCCUUGGUUUAGCCGCGUUCCAAGUGCAAGUAACCCGGCCGAUCCUCCUUCGAGAGCUAAGUCAAUCUUUCCAGUCAGGGGGCAGGUGUGCAGAGUGUCGCCUCGAUGCCCGAUCAAAGGCAAUGCCACGAUUGAUCUCCUUCUUAAGUGA